GUUACUUCGGCAAUUCUCAAUGUUUAUUAUGCUCUUGUCCCUGCAAGGCUGACCCGAUCUCGCCCGGCUCCUCCUCUUCUUUCUUCGGCGACCAUGAUCCAAUCGGUGAUGGUCAUCAGUACUCUGGGAAAGCCCCGCCUCCUCAAAUUCUACAACUUCCAGGACCCCCAGAAGCACCAGGAGCUCGUCCUCAGCAUCUUUCAGUUGUUGUCUGCGAGGCCGGAGGGUGUGAGCAAUUUCGUUGAGACCGAUGCAAUUUUUGGACCGGGGACAAAACUGGUCUACAAGCAUUUGGCGACACUAUACUUCGUUUUUGUCUUUGACAGCUCUGAGAAUGAGCUUGCUAUGCUCGACCUUGUACAAGUAUUUGUUGAAACAUUGAAUAGAUGCUUCAAGAAUGUCUGCGAGCUUGACAUUGUAUUUAACUUCAACAAGCUGCACGCAGUUUUGGAUGAAAUGAUACUGGGAGGACAAGUGAUUGAAACAAGUUCAGAGGAAAUAAUGAGAUCUGUAGAAGAGAUUGUUGGAGAAACAAUCAAGCACGACAAGCCUCAUACCAAAGUCGAUUUCACAGCGCUUCAGCCGCUGAAUUUUUCCAGUCAUUUUCAGGACAGAAUUCGUAGGACCUUACCAGAAGAAAUCAGAUUGGUGUUCCAAUUUAUCUCCAGUGGCCUGUCAGUUCUCUGAAGUGUUGAGCAUCUGCUAUUCAACAUGAAAACUUAUUGGCUGACAUACAUAUCUUACUGUCUCCCACCCAAGAGUUGUAAGUUGUAACCAGAAAUGUGACGCACGCCAUGCAUGCUGCAUCUGUAGAAAGACACUUUUCUUGUCUGAUGAUAUAUGAAUGCAGUGCUAUAUGCUCUUCUUUUGGUGUCUAA
Lolium rigidum is the source of this 878-nucleotide messenger RNA. Its product is annotated as AP-3 complex subunit sigma-like. The transcript is spliced from 7 exons. Gene Ontology annotation, cellular component: membrane coat; intracellular membrane-bounded organelle. The coding region runs from base 94 to 687 and encodes 197 amino acids. Lineage: Eukaryota; Viridiplantae; Streptophyta; Magnoliopsida; Poales; Poaceae. The record is from RefSeq and is a predicted model, not a curated record. Gene Ontology annotation, biological process: vesicle-mediated transport; intracellular protein transport.